AUGAUGAGGAAGAAUAUUUUAUACUCACUCUUGAUUGCGAUUUUUUGCUUGACAGUGUUGGUGAUUGCUGACAGGCAAACAAUUGUUGUGAGUGAUUUGCAUAUCGGAGGACCUUGGUUUCAAUCGAAAACUUCUCAUGAAUUGUUAACACAUUUUCUGCAAGAUUUGGCUCAACCAAAUUCAAAGGUGAGAGGAGAGGGACCUCCUUUGAUGGAUGUUGUGAUUAAUGGUGAUAUUUUUGAAUUUUGGUUAGAUCACAUUGAUGAGAUGCCAAUCAAGAAUUCUGAAUUGAUUAGAAGCAAAGAUCGUUAUGGAGUUGAUGUUACAAAAAUUCUUAAAUUAUUGAAAAAUGUUCUAGAUGUUAAUAGAGCAAAAUUAAUUCUCACUCAAGGAAAUCAUGAUAUGGAACUCACAGAACAUGAUGUGGAUAUUUUACAAAAUGAAUAUGGAUUGGAUAUGAUUUAUACAAGUCAGGAAUACAGAGAUAUGGGAGUGAGAUUUGAACAUGGACACAAGAGUGAUUUUUUCAAUGCUCCACAUCCAGAUAAAAUCAGAUCUUUUGGAUAUUUCAUUGCAAGAGCAAGUAUUACAAGUGGUGUUACUUCAGCUCCUGAAUUCUUCCAGAAAAUUUGUGAUUUUGUUCCAUUCUUUAUUGGAAGUUUGGCAAGUGGUCCAGUUGGUGAAAUUCUUGGAGUUUCGGCUAUUGAGAAAGCCUUUGGUGAAUAUCCACACAAUGACUCGACAAUAUUCAAAGGUGCCUGUUUUUGGGCUAAUUGUGAAGAAUGUUCAAGUGUAGAUGUCACAGUUGAGUUAGCCAAUCAGAAAUAUUCCUAUUUAAGAAGUAGAUACAGAGAGGAUUAUUCAUCUGGGGAAGUGGACGAUAUGGUCAGAGCCAGUUGUAACAAUUAUGAUGACAUUUUGCAUAGAAACAUUGAUCCUCACAUGGACAAGAUUGUUCUCCAAGGUCACACUCACAUUCCACUUGUCAAGGAAUUGAAAAGUAAGAAGGGACCUGAUUUUCUCUAUGUUAAUUCUGGUUCUUGGAUUGAUGGAUCAGCCAAUGAUUAUAUCAAAAUUUAUUAUAGACAUGAUGAGACAAUAGGUCAGGAAAUUGCCUAUCUCAUUGAAAGAUAUCAAUAUAACACAUCAGAACCAGUAUUGAUUGAAUCGUGGAAUACUGAAAAGUAUUACAGUUCUGAAAAUUUAUCAAAGAAAUCGAGAUUUUUGCAUGAUGUUUCAGUGCCAGAGUCAUGGACAUGUAAACAUGAGGAAUAUUCUGAUGGAAAGAUUUGUCAUUGUAAUUGUGGAGCCUAUGAUCCAGAUUGUGAUCUAGUUCAAUUGAGUAGUAUCCAAAAUUGUCCACAUGUGAGAGGAAAAUUUGUGAGUGGAUGCUCUCAUACAAGUGGAAACUGUCUCUACGAGAAUACUGAAGCACCAUCUGAAUGGACAUGUGAUAAAACAUUCUGGGGAGCCAACGAUGGUUGUGAUUGUAAUUGUGGAAAGGCUGUAGAUCCUGAUUGUUUGGGAGUUAAUGUUUGCAGAUGUAAUUUCACACCUGAAAAGUCAUUGGAAUUUACUGUUGAUGCAGCAACAGUUCCAAGAAAUUAAUUACAUCGACAGAGGAAAGUUGGGGAGAAAAUUGCCGCCAUAACCGUUACACAUUAAAAUAAUUUUAUUUGAAUAAAAUAUUUUCAAAUUUAAUUUUUAAU
Messenger RNA from Naegleria gruberi, 1709 nucleotides. RefSeq names its product phosphoesterase. Lineage: Eukaryota; Heterolobosea; Eutetramitea; Acrasida; Naegleriidae. Gene Ontology annotation, biological process: lipid A biosynthetic process. The transcript has a single exon. The coding region runs from base 1 to 1608 and encodes 535 amino acids. Gene Ontology annotation, cellular component: extrinsic component of plasma membrane. Gene Ontology annotation, molecular function: UDP-2,3-diacylglucosamine hydrolase activity. The record is from RefSeq and is a predicted model, not a curated record.